AAAAAAUGCUUGCAGAAAUUGAUUCUAUUGUACCUACAUUUUCUGAUAAAUUAUCAUGUAACGAUCUCAAAAAACUAAAAUAUUGUGAAGCUAUAAUUAAAGAAGUUAGCCGUAUAAUGCCAUCGAUAUCUUUUACAUUCCGUCACACCACUACUGAAUGUGAAGUUGCUGGAUAUAAAUGGCCAGCUGGUACCGAUUUUCAUUUAAAUUUUGCAGGAGGACAUAUUCACCCUGAGAGUUGGGAUAAUCCUAAAAUUUUUAAUCCGGAUAGGUGGCUUUAUGAUAAUGAUGGUAAGAUCGAUAGAUCUGCUUGGAUGCCGUGGGGUGGAGGUAAACGUAUAUGUCCUGCAAAAAAUCUGUCAAAUAUCGUGUUACUUUUAUUAAUGUCUUCGUUAUAUAAAAAUUGUAAUGUAGAAUUAGUGAAUGAGCAUGAGGCAUUGAAAAUUCAUACUCAAUUAGUUUCUUAUUGUACAGAGUUGAAAGUUAGAGUUAGUCCUCGAACUUGA
Messenger RNA from Racocetra persica, 506 nucleotides. Lineage: Eukaryota; Fungi; Glomeromycota; Glomeromycetes; Diversisporales; Gigasporaceae. The record is from the annotation of a GenBank genome assembly.